Messenger RNA from Apodemus sylvaticus (European woodmouse), 7468 nucleotides. RefSeq names its product solute carrier family 38 member 1 (gene Slc38a1). The record is from RefSeq and is a predicted model, not a curated record. NCBI's taxonomy places the organism in Eukaryota, Metazoa, Chordata, Mammalia, Rodentia, Muridae. Gene Ontology annotation, molecular function: L-glutamine transmembrane transporter activity. Gene Ontology annotation, biological process: L-glutamine transport; amino acid transmembrane transport. Bases 874 to 2331 code for a protein of 485 amino acids. The transcript has 17 exons.
UGAGUCCCAAGGGCUCCCCCAGAGUUGCUCAGGUGUCGCGGUGGGAGACGGGAGGCGCUUUAGCUUGCUGGUUCGGGACGCCAGGUUUCCAAAGCUGUACCCCCACCCCCGUCCCUUAGCUGGCCACCACCUCUGGGUCGCGGGGCUACCCUCACGCUGCUCCCUUCCCACAAUGCAACUCCGUUCGCUGAGACCCUGGCGUACCCCAAGAGACGGCCCCCUGCCACCGCCUGGGCGAGUGAGCCGCUCCACCUCCAACCCCGAGGGUGCGGGUGCGGCAGCUGUGGCCCAGCUGAGGCCCCGGGAGGGCGCGGGCAGGUGCGGGGCGGCGCGCAGCCUCCGUCUGCUCGGGCAGCAUCAGCGCGUGGCUCGCGCAUCCGCUCGCACUGCCCUUCCUGGAUGCUCGGUGUCCGCCAGCCGCGGUCGCCGUGCGGUCGGGCAGCCCGUGGGGGAAGAGGGGGAAGAAGGCGCGGCGACCAGCGGCAUGUGACCCGCACCGCUCCGCCGUACGCAGCUCAGCUCGGCGGGCGCGCGGGCAGGGAGGGAUGAUGGUCUGAAAGGCCGCGCUCCUGUCCCCAAACUGCAGAAGAGAAAGGGCGACGCGCCCCGCGGUAGCCAAUGAAUCAGGCUGGAGCCCCUCCGCGCCGGGCGUGUGGAUUCUUGUAGACCAGGGGCCACCUCUCCCUAGCCAGACCUUGACACAAAAAGGACAUCUCUCUGCCGGGGACGGCCUGGAAGGGCGGACACUUCGGCGGCGUCUUUCCCUUUUAUUUCUCGAGGGGUCUCGGGCAUCUGUAUUUGCUGCUGCCUGCUACUAAAGAUCCUCAGAACAGAAGAAACUCGGAUUGAUCUUUUGACUACAGACACCCGAAUAUGAUGCAUUUCAAAAGCGGCCUGGAGUUAACGGAGCUGCAGAACAUGACGGUGCCCGAGGACGACAAUGUCAGUAAUGACUCUAAUGACUUCACGGAAGUAGAAAACGGCCAGAUAAACAGCAAGUUCAUCUCUGAUCGGGAGAGUAGGAGGAGUCUCACAAACAGCCAUCUGGAGAAACGGAAAUGCGACGAGUAUAUUCCAGGAACGACCUCACUGGGAAUGUCUGUCUUUAACCUGAGUAACGCCAUCAUGGGCAGCGGGAUCCUGGGCCUUGCCUUCGCCCUGGCCAACACCGGGAUCCUCCUCUUCCUGAUACUUCUGACUUCCGUGACCCUGCUGUCUAUAUAUUCAAUAAACCUACUUCUGAUCUGCUCCAAGGAAACCGGCUGCAUGGUUUAUGAGAAGCUGGGAGAGCAAGUCUUCGGCACCACGGGGAAGCUGGUGAUCUUCGGAGCCACCUCUCUGCAGAACACUGGGGCGAUGCUGAGUUACCUCUUCAUAGUAAAAAACGAACUUCCUUCAGCCAUAAAAUCCCUCAUGGGAGAGGAGGAUGCGUUUUCAGCCUGGUAUGUAGAUGGCCGUGUGCUGGUGGUGAUGGUUACCUUUGGCAUAAUUCUCCCGCUGUGUCUCUUGAAGAACCUCGGGUACCUCGGCUACACCAGCGGAUUCUCCUUGAGCUGCAUGGUUUUCUUCCUAAUAGUGGUCAUCUACAAGAAGUUUCAGACUCCUUGCAUGAAUGUGGAACAGAACUCGACACUAAGUGCUAAUGUGACCGAUGCGUGCACACCAAAGUAUGUCACCUUCAACUCAAAGACGGUGUACGCUUUACCAACCAUUGCAUUUGCCUUUGUCUGCCAUCCGUCCGUCCUGCCAAUCUACAGCGAGCUCAAAGAUCGGUCCCAGAAAAAAAUGCAGAUGGUUUCCAACAUUUCGUUCUUCGCCAUGUUCGUCAUGUACUUCCUGACGGCCAUCUUUGGGUACUUGACAUUUUAUGAAAAGGUGCAGUCAGACCUCCUUCACAAGUACCAGAGCACAGGUGACAUUCUCAUCCUGACCGUACGGCUGGCUGUCAUCGUGGCAGUCAUCCUCACAGUACCUGUGCUGUUUUUCACAGUUCGAUCGUCGCUAUUCGAGCUGGCCAAGAAGACAAAGUUCCACCUAUGCCGCCAUGUCUUGGUGACCAUCAUACUCUUGGUGAUUAUCAACUUGUUGGUGAUCUUUAUUCCCUCCAUGAAGGACAUUUUUGGAGUCGUAGGAGUUACGUCUGCCAAUAUGCUCAUUUUCAUCCUCCCUUCGUCUCUUUACUUAAAAAUCACAAACCAGGAUGGAGACAAAGGCACUCAAAGAAUUUGGGCGGCCCUUUUCCUGGGCCUGGGCGUGCUCUUCUCCUUGGUCAGUAUCCCCCUGGUCAUCUACGACUGGGCUUGCUCAUCCGGCAAUGACGAAGGCCACUGAAACCAGCGGCGACGGCCCAGCAUCUGCUCACACCCAUCCAGUCCCCAUCAGCAGCCCUUCGCCACUUCUUUUGCAAGUUUACAGAAACAGAAAUGCACAGGGUUCCUCUCGGGUUGCCACACAGAGACUCACUUCCAGAAGGACCCACGUCCUCUUGGGACCUCCACUUAGGGACCAUGGAUUUCCGCUUUUCCAGACUUCGUGCAGCCAUCUUGUCCAGCCCUUCCCACAGUUCUCCUCCCCUCUCCUCACUGUUGUGGCCUCUCUCUCUCUCUCUCUCUCAGAACUUCAGAAACAUGAUCCACCGUUGUCUUCACUUGUUAGAUACCCAGCUCCUGAAAUCGUUUUUUCCUACUGACGCUCCGCUCAUGCUAUCUGUAUCUUUUUAGAAGAGAAAAUAAUCUUGAAUUGUAUAUAUUUAUUUUGCUUUACAGAAAAAAAAUAAGGUUUCAGAAAAAAAUAAGGUUUCAUAAAUAAUUUGCCUAUUUUGGUUAACAUAGCACACAGGGAUAAUCCUUAGAGAGACAGGUCGUGUGCCAUGGCUAUAUCUGAGUAUGCCCAAUAUUUGAGGCUGCUCUGAUCACCCACCGUAGACUGCCCUAGGCCUGUGGGUACACCACCCUACUCCCACUCAGGGCGAUUCCCUGGGAGUGUCUGUAGCUGGGGGGAGGGGGCUUGGGCACGGCGCCUCUGUAUAUAUAGAUAUAGUAAAAUACACAUUUGGGAGAUCUCAGGAAUGAAGUUCUGUUUCCCCCUUGGCACCUGGCUCCACAGUUACUCCAGGCUGAGUCACCUGCCUGGGGUCCCUUGGUUCCCAUAAUGACAUAUGAGACUGCCCAGAGGCCUAAGGAUGUACUCCUUAACCUUCAGCCCACACCCACCCAUAUUGUUGAAGGGGGAAAUGGUUUGUUAGUUUGUAAGCCAGGCAGCAUUGAGUCGUGUCCACCAGCUUUUUGCAACAGGGAAGAACGUGUACCUAAGGAUGGCCUGGGUCAGGUCAGCCUGUUUUAUACUGGGCCCUUUACUUUAAUGGAGUCUUUGAAAGACUUGUUUUAUAUCUAUAAAUCUAGGUUACUACAAAUAGAUUUUUGUAUCUUAAAUAAGCCUCAUUUCUAGUCUCCAUUAACUCCCUUCCAGUCCCGAAAGUAAGUCUCUUCCUGAGAGGCUUAGUGGAGGACUGCUGAAGUCACUGUGUGUCCCCUUGCCCCAGCUGGGGACCACAGAAGACCCCUCCCUGUCUGUGGGUUUUUUUUUCCCUUUUAUCCCAUUAUGCCUGUUCCAUGUGACUCGGGCAAGGGGGUGGCCUAUCCUCUCUCCCAGCCCCUCCUAAGGGGAGCGAGGGAAUCUCCAAGGAGACUGAAAAUGGCAAGAGCUUCAGAAAGGGCAGCCAGGGAGGCUCACAGCAUGCCCCGCUCUUGGCGAUACCCAUGGCUGUGCAUAGCUCAGCUGCGGUAGGUGACGCUUUUCUGCGGGGACGACUUUCUGCAAAGGGCCUGUAUUUUAGCCGGUGGUAUUCUGGUUGAAAUUCCCAGAUACAAAUAUGCCCUGAGCACAGAUUUCUCACCUAGGGGUGAGGAGACGCUAACAGAGUGGCCCAGACAUGUAGCUGUUCCUCCUGUCUGAAAUACCCAGAGGUCAUCAGGGAUCUCAUGAGAGUCACGCAGAGACGUCCCUUACCACACUGAAGUCCCGCAGACAGGGUAGGCAUCACAGUGCCUGCCAUGCUCCUGGGGAAGAAGGGAAAUCUGUUUCCUGCCUUGCAUCAUUACUUUCUCAUCCUGCGCCAGAGUUCUGUCCCCCUCGAGUUCAGGCGGCUGACCACAGGGCCUAGACGGGAAGAAGGGUAGAACCCACCGUCGUCUCUGCCCUUUGCCUAAACACUUUCCAUGUCUCGGGGAAUGAUAGACGAUUCGGCCAACCUUUGUAGCUCUGUUUGCACUGUUUUAAAAAGUACAUUAAUUCCAUUUGCAAGCUGCAUUCCCCUCUUGCUGCUUUCCCCCCCUUCUUCUGUAACAGUUCAAUUUUACAUUCGCAAAGUGAAUCCAAAAACACACUUACUCUGGGAUGUGUUGUGAUUUUUUUUUUUUUUUGACCUCUGGAUUUUGUGUUGGUAAAACAAUGUAUUAUUUACAGUGUGUUUAUAUGCAGGAAGCACAUUGUUUGAUCUCUGCGAUACAUGUUUUUUUUAAAAAAACCUUUUGUAUGUGUUACCUGAGUUUGUUUGAAUAUAAUUGAUCUUUCUGUCAUUUGUCAGGUACCACCCAGUAAUUCAAUGGUUUCUGUGGUAUUCACUGUAAAGUGGACUGUCCCUACUCUUGUUCAGAAUAAUGAACUGGUAGCCAAAACAUUACCUGUAACACAGAUGUUAGGUAGCAUUCAGCAGCACAGUCAAAUGCAUCAGAUAUUUUUCUGCUAAAUUAGUAGACUCAAGCGUAGGAGGCCUUCGCCCAGGGAAACAGUGUUUCCCUUCAGUACAAGGACUCUCCACACUGUUAGCCAGAGCCAGUUUCAUACUUUGGGUUUAGAGCUGUUCUCUGGUUCUUGUAACACAGAAUACUGUAGAUUCCUAGAUUAGUGUUGCUUGUUAGAAGUAGGGGUCACAGAGCGUGUGCAGAAGGAAAACCUACUCUUUCUAGGCCUGGGCUAGGCCUGGUCACAGGGAGAACAUAUUCCAAAGCUUUGUAACCUGGAAUGGGAUUUUCUUCACUGAAGAGCAGCUGGAAAAGAAUGUUGAGCUGAAAUGGAGUAACAGGACUGCAGCAAAGCCAAGUCCCCAGAAAGACUGGAGGUGGGUGGUGCCAGAGUCACUAGGGACACCCCACUGCCUGGUGUGGGAUCUGGACUGGUCACCUCUGCCACAGAUCGCCUGCUCUGAGGUCAGGGCUCCCCUACAGUGGACUGAAGCACGGUCUCCCCCGACAUUAGAGGGGCUAUGUUCAAAACCCCGAGUGUAAGAUGGUGGCCAAAGAAGAGGGGUUCUUAGGGUUCCCCUCCUUGCCUGCCGUUAACUUUAUAGCUCUCCCAGGUGCCAGCUUUGGGGCCAGCACACGGCACUCUCAAUGUCUCCUGUGCUGGUAGCCAUGGCUUCACUCCCUGGUGAUCAGAUGAGAGGUACAAAGGCUCUCCAUCCUUCCUGUGUAUGGAUGGACCCUGCUGAGAAAUCUAAGAGUGUUGGUGUGGAUUGCAGAGGACUAAGGUCUAUGGUGAGACGCAACCAGACUCAGUGGAUAAAGCAAGCUGUCCUCUGCAAGUCUGAGGUCUAGUCUCCAGGUGAGGCCAGUAACAUCAAGCUUGGGGACCAUGCUGAGCUUUCUCCAGUCAGCCCAGCCUCGGGUGAUUGGUUCCCAGGACGAGGAAUGAGAGCCAGGAAGGAUAGAAAAGGACACAGCCAAUGUCUGCAGAUGCAGGAAAGGGAGAGAGCAUCGUGUGCACUGACUGCGUUCUGUCCUGCUGCAAAUGCCGUUCAGGGGCAUGAGUGGAUCUUGGGGUGCCUGCACUCCAGAGAACCCAGACUGAGACACCAGUCUAUUUUCUUACAGCUGUGAAGAUUCCAACUGAGACUUUCAGAAAAUGUAGAUAAAUUAAAAAAAAAAUAUGCUGCUGAGUUCAGGGGACCGUGUCCAUGGUGGCAUGGGGUGCUGGCCUGGAGAAGUUCAGUACCAGCACUGCAAAAUGGAAUAUAUUGAUGCACGGUGUGUUCUAGUCACAGUUCUGCACUGCAGAGGGAGCUGCAAGGGGAGCAGAGCCUGGUCUGUCUCAGGAGCACAGUGUGAGGUGGCAUCAUUAGUUGGACUAGGGCAAAGAGGGAAGGUAUGAUGUCUGUGUGGUUUAUACUCGAGAGCAAAACCUCCAUUUAUCUGAUUAGAACAGGGCCGCCAGGCUUUGAGAAUGGUACAGAAAAAGAUGUCACACUUUUAGUUAUCAGUGUUACAAUGUUUCUCAGGACGGCAGUUCUGAAUGUGGUCCUCUAAAACACAGUGAAUUGCUGGUAAUAGUAAAAGAGUUGGGACUUCAGAGUGGGGUUGUGGGUAAUGACUGAAAGUAAUGGUAAGUCUAAAGGGCUGGGUCCGUGAGAACAAUGCUAAUUUCCAUCAGAUUCAGGCGGCUUUCUUCCGGCUUCCCCAAGGAAGAACCACAAAGCACUGGGCCUACAGUACACAGGCUUGAAGAAUCUAUGCAGCGGAGGCUCGCUUUAGGAAUCCUUCAUUUGUAUGUAAAUAUGUUGUAAAUACAUAGGAGGCUGUAUAUUUUUGCAGGCGUUGAUCCAUACAGAAACAGAGGUCGCUAGUGUUCUGCAUACAAGAAAUACAUGUUCUCAUAGAUGUUAGUGGUUUUGUUUGGGAAGUAGAAGAAUUUUACUUUCUUUCCCAUAGUUCUGUCAAUGUAAAUCUGGAGCCUAAAACCUUAAUUGUUUGGGGGAGGGGGUGAAAGAAAUGUCUGGAAAAUAACUGCCCUGUUUUUUCGUGCAAUCUGUUAUCUAGAUGCUACAGAUAAGGAGGAUUUGGGGGCGGAGCAUCAUUAUCAUAUUGGAACAGACAUACCCCAAAUGAGAAAAAUUCUCUGCAUUAUGUUCUUUCAUAGUUAACGUUGAUGCUGUUGCAUAGAAUUUGUGAAAACAGAUGUUAGGGAGGGUUUGGUUUGGUUUGGUUUUUUUCCAAAAAUGGAAUCACUGUUUCCCAAACUUUGGGAUCCUUGAGGGGAGCCCUGAACAUUAAUAUGAGCACAGGUUUGAAAGAGAACAUCUGUUAUUUUUUAAGCUUUAGAAGGUCUUUGCAUGUCUGCCUUUUAGCGUUGAUGCCAACAUAGACUGUCUUGUCUGUCGUCCCCCCCCACACACUUGAAUCUUAUUCAUCGGUACACAGUGCAGUCUCUCUAGAGUCCAGUGUGCGUAGCUCCCCAUCUGACUCAGUACAUGUAGCACACCACUAUUUUACUAAUGUAAAAACCUUGUAAAUGAUUUCAGGUGGGCAUCCAGAGUGAGCCACAGGCCACAGAACUUGCCUGUUCACUGUCCAUCACAUAAAGUUGGGUAUUUUUUUCCUUCAGGGUGUGGUAUAAAUAAAAAUAAUGUAAGAAGUUAUGUUCUAUAAAUGCAGUGUUAACAUAGUUUUCAAACAUUAAAAUGUGAAUUAAAAUA